Messenger RNA from Phyllotreta striolata, 753 nucleotides. NCBI's taxonomy places the organism in Eukaryota, Metazoa, Arthropoda, Insecta, Coleoptera, Chrysomelidae. The record is from the annotation of a GenBank genome assembly.
UUGCAAAGGUAACAUAAAAACAAGGUAAGUUUUUUCACAAGAUUACGUACAUGCUGUUAGGAAUAUGCAAAUUCAAUGACAUUGCAAGCCGGGCAAUUAAUUUAAUUUUAUUAUUCUGUUAACAGAAUAUUAAGUAUGAUCAAUUUUCUCUAGAGAGGAAAUUGCUAAAUUGCUUCCUAAUGUGUAAAGUGAAAUCAACUCCUUUGGGGAUUGAUUCUAUAACUAGGCACUUUGAUUUUUAUAAUGCUAAAGUAGGUACUUAAUGAUUGUUUUAGUAUGAUUUCCAUUUUUUUUCUUUGCGCCCUUUGCGUAAUUCAGCAUUGCUAUGCUUUUUCUGGCGGUGCUCCAGAUUUGAUGUGCGAUGAUAUGCUGCCUCUGCAUAUCGUACCGCCUCAACACAACAAGCAUCCUUAUAAAAUCAGCGUCAAUCAAACUGAGAUAAAAGCCGGAGAAGCAGUUGAAAUAGAAAUUGCUGGAGACAAGUUCAAAGGCUUGAUGAUGGAGGUGAGAAGAAGAAAGGAUGCCACAGGAAAGUUCUUGCUGGAUGAGGAAGAAAACGAUUUUAAAACCAUUAAUUGCCAUCGUGGUAAAAAAAAUACUCUUACGCAUCAAAAUAACGCCAAUAAAAAGAAUAAAAAAAUUGUAUGGAAGUCCCCGAAUGUUCCAGGGAAAUAUACCAUUUAUGCCACAAUAGCCAAAGAUGGAUUCGUUUUUUGGACAAAAAUUCCAGCAGCUGAAAUAACUGUAGAAUAA